This is a messenger RNA of Branchiostoma floridae (Florida lancelet), 3201 nucleotides long. RefSeq names its product poly(U)-specific endoribonuclease-D-like. Gene Ontology annotation, biological process: immune response. The record is from RefSeq and is a predicted model, not a curated record. Lineage: Eukaryota; Metazoa; Chordata; Leptocardii; Amphioxiformes; Branchiostomatidae. Gene Ontology annotation, molecular function: scavenger receptor activity; RNA endonuclease activity; polysaccharide binding.
AACACCGCAGGGUAAGGUCCCUGACAUUGUCGUCCAUUUUGUCUACCAGAAGGACGGAAAAUAUAUCAGGCGUUAACGGAGAACGUCUGCACCAUGUCGCGUAUCCAAGCUCUUCUGGCAAUUCUGCUCAUAGCACGCCAUGUCGAAGGCUCGUGCCGCGGCCGGUGUGGCGAGGACUACGACCGCUCGAACCCCUGCCACUGCAACUCACGCUGUCAGGAGUUCAACAACUGCUGUAGCGACUACAAGGGCAUCUGUCUAAACUGGGGAAGCUCCUGCGCCAACGGCCGCUGUUGGGAGCGGAUGGACCCUGCCUACAGUUGCCAGUGUAACAGCGAGUGUGCCCGGUUUGGAGACUGCUGUGCUGACUACGGAGCCGAGUGUCUAGGAGAGAAAGGCAGCAAAGUGGACCCGGUACCCCUUGAGAAAGAUGGUGCAGGACACGAACCAGAACCACCAAAAUCAGAAGGCGACGCAUGCGUAGUUGAACCGGGUGGCGACGCAUGCGUGGGCGAAAAGAAAUCCAGGUGGACACGUGACGCCGAAAACGUAGUGGAGCCGGUGUCCCCAGGAACAGGUGCAACAAGUACCGGCUCGUCUGUCAGCGGCAAAGAACUGUCAUGCCUUGCUCAGCUCCUUUGGGACGGCGAUGUGAACCGCGCCUCCAGCAGCCAGUAUACACUCAACCUGCAGGGUAAGAUCGCACGGCACGAACUAGACCAUCACGAGGACCAGGCUAGUGCCAACCUAUUCACCUACAUGGACGAGGCUACACUUUUUGCCAAAGACACGUACAGCGCAUACGUAGCGCUCAUCGACAACUACGUUGCUAGAACGGGAACGCAUGAAGAGGUGACGUCACAGGAGACAGCUGAGAUCAAUGCCUUCCUCGACGUCAUCCAAGGCACUGACGUCAUCAUCAAGCUGCACGAGUUCCUGGCAAACAAGGGUCUGACAAGUUCCGACAUGGCUACGUUCAUGGCCGACCUGAAGGAGAUGUGGUUCGGGCUGUACUCGCGGUCCGGCGGAAGAGCCUUGGAUUCUAGCGGCUUCGAACACGUGUUUCUCGGCGAGUUUAAGAGAGGCAAGGUCUCAGGAUUUCACAACUGGAUCACAGCGUACCUAUUGGAGAAAGACGGACUGGCCGACUACUACGGUUAUAUCUGGGACAAGGAGCCUGGCAUCCUGGCGGCCCAACUCCGCUGGGGUUCCCUGUACAAGGACCUGGGGUCCAUGUUCUACGGCACCAGUCCGGAGUUUGACCUGGCCAUGUACACCAUGUGCUACGUCACCAAUCCGGACCGCCUGUGCCGUUUUGACAUGGCGGACGCGUCCGUGGCCAUCCAGACAUGGAGCUGGGGGAAAUCCAGCUAUGGAGACGGGAAGAAAUACCUCGCGUCCGCCUAUCCUGCCUGAGCGUCCCGAGCGGCCUUUAACUAACAUACCUAGUUCUGCAGCGAUAUCAGUGUGUAAAUGCUGGAUAAACAUCUUUGAAGCUUUAGCAUCCCCGUUUAUAAAAUGUAUUAUUGAAAAAUAUCAUUGUAGCCAUUCUGAAGAUGGAUUAAGUAAGCUGUUACGAUAAAGGCACAUGGGUUACUUGGUGCGUUCUCAUAUACUACCACGCACGCACGCUGCACACACACACACACAUGAGCAAAAGAAUAGUGCAAGAGUCAUCAACUGCUAUGUUUCUACCAAACAUAUACAUUUGUACGUACCUUCAUCCAAAAAUGUCCAGACAUACGUCAUACUAAAGCAGUUCUCAAACAUACACAUGGGAUUGUACUACACGUAAUAAUAGAGUUUCAUGGGGUAGCUUCUAUGUACAUUUUACAAGACAAAAAGAACAAACAGCCAUAACGUCCUUGUCACUACCUAUUUUAUUUAUCUAUAAUAUUCUUCAAAAUAUCGGCAUCACAUCCCACUAGAUCAAUGGGUUAUUUCCUUUUCAGUACACUUCAGCACAAAAAUACAUACAAAACAUACGACAUAUACGUCAUAGAACCUUUCUUCUUCAAUAUUUGAUAACUUCAAUAUUUGAAAUAUUUGAUAAGUACUUGCAUCACGUCAGGCACUGAAGUUGACUUACCAUUUCUAUACAGUGAAUAAAUGUAUGCGUUCAAUUUUCAUCUUUCCAAGGACAAUUGCCUCCAACAAGUGAGUUGAUGGGAACAAAAUUCAAUUCUACCGUAACAAAAGCAACCAGUCUUCCCUCAUUGCAAUUUCCACUACAUCAUACAUUUGCAAACAAACAGCUUUAACAUUGUCAUCUGGGUCAUUAGCUGUACCUGCUAGAUUUCAUUUUUUUCUCCGCUCUGCACCAUACAUAGUCACUGAAUCCACUACCAUACCAGGAAUGUUGGCAUACACAAGUUACUUUGGUUACCAAUGAAUAACUUUUAAUUGCAAAGGGCAACAAUGUUUAAUUUUUCCUAGGAUGCUACUUGCAAAAGUAACAUUAACACAAAUUUAUAUCUAAUCAUCUUCUGUAGCUAUAGGUUUAUUUUAAUGCAAUCAAUUUGAGUUGGUUGUAAAUAAAGUCUGCUUGACUAGAUUGUGAAAUUCAAAGCUUGUGUUGUUGGAAUCAUGACUUAAGUACAAUCUCACAGUCAGGUAUUGAUUGGGUAGCUUUUUCUAGAUCUAGGUCUAAAGACUGAUUAAUGUAUAGAAUAAUUCAGAAUAGCCCCCAAACACAAAUCUCAUGACAGAUCAAGGCAACAAUGACAGGGUGGUACACAAUGUAGUGCUUUGUACAUUUUCCAUUGCAAUACCAAUGAUGUAUGUAUUUUUGAUAAUGCGCAAACGUGUAGGAAUCAUAUAGAUUGGUACAUUUUCAAAUUGCACCAUUUCGCUUGUAUCACACCUAAAAUGCUGAUGCUGCUGUCCACUACAACUAAACACUACUGCACCACUCAAAAUCAAACUAAGCCUGUUGCAAGUAUCACUCUAAUUCGAUCAACAAUUGAUAACAGUACAAAGGAUCAUACAAAGUAUACAAUAUCAACGAGGCCAUCUUUCUAUUUUAACUGUCAAUAUACCUCAUUUGAUCUUUCAGCCACAAGUUUCAACAAAUAUAAAGUCCUUCUUUACAAAUCUGUCUUCACAGAAUAUAGUUCCACAGUCGACUCCACCUUGCAGUGGUGACUUUAUAAAUAUAACCUUACAUCUCAUGCAAGCCACCUUAUUGCCUACGUACACGUA